GGGGUCCUGGACGCUCCGGCGAUGCCUAGGCGGACAGAGGACCCAGCGGGGGUGGCCGGCAGGGACUGUCAUUAACCCAUCUAUUGCCCAGACUCUUGCCCUGGGAGGAAGCCAGUCAUGGGGGAAACGGGCAAAGAAGAGUACAAAAUACAGUCAUUCGACAGUGAGACUCAGAAGCUGCUCAAAACAGCCCUCAAAGAGCCCAGCAACGUGGACCUGGAUAAAGUAGCCAAUAUUAUAGUGGACCAGUCCCUCAAAGACUCUGUGUUCAGCAAGGAAGCGGGGCGCAUCUGCUACACCAUCAUCCAGGCAGAGAGCAAACAAGUUGGCCAGAGCAUCUUCCGGAGGAGCCUGCUGAACCGGCUGCAGCAGGAGUACAAGGACAGGGAGGAGCUGCGCACCCGCUCGCUCCAGGCCUGGAUCUGCUACGUCACCUUCAUCUGCAACAUCUUUGACUACCUGAGGGUGAACAACAUGCCCAUGAUGGCUCUGGUGAACCCUGUUUACGACUGCCUGUUCCGGCUGGCACAGCCUGACAGCCUGCGGAAGGAGGAAGAGGUGGACUGCCUGGUCCUACAGCUCCACCGCAUUGGUGAGCAGCUGGAGAAGAUGAACUCCCAGCGGAUGGAUGAGCUCUUCACCCUUCUCCGAGAUGGUUUCCUCCUGCAGGAGGGGCUUUCCUCCCUGUCCCAGCUUCUGCUGCUGGAGAUCAUCGAGUUUCGUGCUGCCGAGUGGAAGAUGACGGACGCUGCCCAGAAAUAUUAUUACAGUGAAGUGACAGAUUAACCUCUCUACAGCAGGGGGGGAGAGAUGUCUCCAGCACUUUCACCAGCAGGCUUCAAUUCCAAGUUCUAAUUUCUUUUCGCAUUAAUGUUUUUUCUAGCACUUCCUGUGAAUAGGAUUUAUCCUGGCUAGAGCUUCUGGGCAUGGAACUGUUGGGCUGCAACUGCUGCUGGCCUGACUUGGGAGGCUUGGAGAGGUGGAAAGCACAGGGCAUGUUUAACCCAGCAAGUUCUUCCACUGAUUUUGUCUAAUACUGGGCUGAUGUCAGCAAAUGGCAAGGAAGGCUUCUAUGUCAAACCAGCAGUUUUUAUGUGUAUUAAGGAAAGCACAAUUUAGGCUGAGAGCAUUUCUGUUUCACCUGAGAGAUGGCGGUGCUGCAGGAGACAGAGGGGAAAUGUUUCACAGCUCACGUUGCACCUGGUUCUCCAGGAGAAGUCACAGCAAACACAACAAUGGCCUCACAAAACCUCAACCAAGUGCUCUUUUUCCCAGACUCUCUCCAGCACGCUGGCUGCAACUCCAUGCGACACAGCCUUGCCCAUGUGUCACAAGCCACCAACACCUGCCCCAGGACAGCCUGCAGCAGGACAGGUCCCUGAGCUCAUGCAGUUAGGAACAGGUUUUAUAAGUUUUAUACAAUAACUGUUCUUUUUUUUUUUUCCAGAAUGUAGCAGGUUUCAACUAUGGUAUGUUUCUUGUAAGAAAGGGAGAGGAAGAAACAAAAUAGACUAUUAAAGGAUUUUUUUCCUAAUAAAAGUUUUCCACUAA
This is a messenger RNA of Calypte anna (Anna's hummingbird), 1551 nucleotides long. It is a transcript of the gene MIF4GD, whose product is annotated as MIF4G domain containing. The transcript has 6 exons. The coding region runs from base 118 to 786 and encodes 222 amino acids. The record is from RefSeq and is a predicted model, not a curated record. Gene Ontology annotation, molecular function: RNA binding; translation activator activity; protein binding. NCBI's taxonomy places the organism in Eukaryota, Metazoa, Chordata, Aves, Apodiformes, Trochilidae. Gene Ontology annotation, biological process: regulation of translational initiation. Gene Ontology annotation, cellular component: cytosol.